UUGAUCAAUUCUGCAGUCCAGCGACAUUUGCUUUUUACUGGGGUCCCAUGUGCCCAGGGCUCUGAUGAUCAGCGUGUGUCUCUGAAUCUGUUAACCCUUAGCUCUCAAGGUGUCUGCCAGAGGGGCGUAUUUCUCCACCUUUUGAGCUGACCCUUCCUAGUCCAAGUUGGAUCCUGACUAACAAGGGGUGGCAACAGUAUUUGACAGCUCUGCAGUUUUCAGUGUUCUCAUUACAGUAGGUCUACAGAAUGGAAUAGUCUUGUUCCAGUAUUCUGAAUUCACACUUCCCACCUAAACAGCUAUGGGCAAGUGAGGUAAGAACAUGACCAAACAGCAGAUGGAGGAGUAGUAGUUCUGGGGCCUCAUUAGAGCUCCCUCUUGGUUGUUCUUUUGGAGUUGUGGAAGAAGACCUAGAAUGUGCUGCAGUUACAGAUAUGGCUCUGCCUCCCUGUUCCCUUAGUCCUUAAAUUUAAGAUUCAAAAUUGACUUGAAGAAAAUUUCAUGUCUUCACUGCGAAGUUAUCUUGCGGUAGCUCAAGUGUUCCCCUUAACUUGUCCCCUUUGUUCACACACAACCUGACAUUCAAAUGCAGUGAUGCUAUUAACUUAAGUUGUCUGGCUCAAGUGGGGGUAUAGGCUGAAGCGUGAGUGAGCGCAACUUGCUAACUGGAUGCUGGUUAGUGCCACUUGAGUGCUGCUGCUACUCUAAUGCUGCCUUUGUUUCUUCUGAAAAAGUUUUCCUGCUAUCUAUCUGUUCUAGUCUGGAAGCAGGGAAGUUACCAACCAGUUCAUGCAGCCUGCUUAGGCAUUCAAAACCCUACAUUCACAUGUGGGUGUGAAUACCAGCAACUGCAAUCCUUCAGCUUGGUACAGAGAUCCAUUUGAUUCUGUUUGACCGUGGUGACUAGGAAGACCUGUUAGCAUGCUACCAACUGGAGGCUGAUACCAAGGUUCAGGUUACAUUGAUGUGGUCUUUCCUCAGAGUUGGAUUUGUACCUUGUAUUCACGCAUUUAUGCUUUAUGGAGGGGUUCUUUACUGAAACAUACCUUCCAUAGAACCAUAAAAUCUUUGAUGUUUGAUUAGUGUGUUUUAGCUCUUCAUGAAAUUACUAUAUUUUUUUAUUCUUAAAAAUCUUUGUUGCACUGUAGUAGCAAAUUUAUAUGGGUACAGUUGAAGUAUUUUAUUUUAAGCCCUUGUUUCUAGACACUGAACUUUCUUAAAAUAUGCCUUGGGAAUUAAAUUUUUCAUGCUUGCUCUUAGCCUAGAAGAACUUUUUGGCAACUUUGAAUAAAAUUGUCUAACCACUUUUGAAAAACAAGAUAAUGAAAAGCUUAAGGAAACGCAGAAUGUUUGUGCUGUAAGAUGUUUGAGUUCUUCCCCACACGUCAUUUUAAGUUAACUUGCUAUGAAUGUUGCUAUCAAGAGGAAUGAAUACGUUGUUUGAAAAAUAGUUGUUUGAGAAACAAAUUAUUGAACACGUUGAGAACUUCUUACUAUGUAAGCAAGCUCGUUACUUUCCUUUCUUUUUUUAAAAAAAACUUCCUUUCCUGAUGCUCCAACCACAUUACUUCCUAUUCUGAUACCAUCACUUGUUCCUCUUUCCACAUUUUUUGCGUUCCUCCUCCCUGCCUUCAAGGCUAUGCACAGCUCUGCCCUGCCUACUUCUUUGCUGUAAUUUCAUAUUGUGCACACAUGCCUUAUUUACUAUCCUCAAUCUAACUGCUCCUUUCAUUAUAUGUACCAAUAUGUUUUCUUUGUUGCUUCUCCUAGGAAUGCAAGUCUAAAUCUAGACAUAUAUUUUAUUGGCAAGAAACGCGUAGACUUGCUAAACUAAAAUCAUCUGAAACAUUUUUCCUUUUUCUUUUAGUUCCUGGAAUAGAUGCCGGUGCUUUAGCUGAUGCUAGUCUCACAGAUUCCUACUUUAGUACCAGCUUCAUUGGUGUUAAUGGAUUUGGAAGUCCUGCUGAAGCAAAAUAUCCCAUGAUGCAGAGGAUGACAAAUAGCAGCAGUUCUCCUAGCCUCCUCAAUGACAGUGCCAAGCAGUAUGCAGGCCAUGACCCACUGACUUCACCGGCUUCAUCCUUGUUUAAUGACUUUGCUGCCCUCAGUUUAUCUCAAAGGAGAAAGCCAAGGAAGUAUCGACUGGGGAUGCUGGAGGAGAGGAUAGUUCCGGUGGGAUCAAAGGCACGAAAAUCAAAGAACGCUAUUGGCUGUCUGGCUGACAGGUGUAAAACAGGAGUACCCAUCAAUAUGGUUUGGUGGAACAGAGUCACAGAAAACAAUUUUCAGACACCAAAUCCUACUGCAAGUGAAUUUAUUCCGAAAGGUGGAUCAACUUCCAGGCUGAAUAAUGUAUCUCAGUCAAGUAUGUCUGCCUUCUCUCAAGCCUUGUUCUCUCACCCUUCCAUGGGAAGUCCUGCUACUGCUGGACUAGCUCCAGGAAUGUCACUGUCUGCAGGAUCUUCUCCUCUUCACUCCCCUAAAAUUACUCCUCACACAUCUCCUGCUCCUAGAAGAAGAAGUCAUACUCCAAACCCAGCAAAUUAUAUGGUGCCUACUAGUGCCUCUACUCCUGUUACUAGUGCUGUCUCCCAGCCUCCAUCUACUGGCCAGGUGAUUCAGAAGGAAACUGUGGGUGGAACAACAUAUUUCUACACUGAUACGACUCCAGCCCCUCUCACAGGAAUGGUAUUUCCAAACUAUCACAUUUACCCUCCCACUGCACCUCAUGUUGCUUAUAUGCAGCCAAAAGCAAAUGCACCUUCCUUCUUCAUGGCAGAUGAACUCAGACAGGAGCUGAUCAACCGACAUUUAAUAACAAUGGCUCAGAUUGAUCAAGCAGAUAUCCCUGCAGUCCCUACAGAAGUUGACAGCUACCACAGCCUUUUCCCUUUAGAACCACUGCCACCACCCAAUCGGAUACAGAAAACAAGCAACUUUGGGUACAUUACAUCAUGCUACAAAGCUGUAAAUAGCAAAGAUGAUCUGCCAUAUUGCCUUCGGAGGAUACAUGGUUUCCGUCUUGUUAACACAAAGUGCAUGGUAUUGGUUGACAUGUGGAAAAAAAUUCAACACUCAAAUAUUGUAACUCUGCGUGAAGUGUUUACCACUAAAGCAUUUGGAGAACAUUCUCUUGUGUUUGCAUACGAUUUUCAUGCUGGAGGAGAGACUAUGAUGAGCAGACACUUUAAUGACCCUAGUGCUGAUGGCUAUUUCACUAAAAGGAAAUGGGGUCAGCAUGAUGGUCCUUUGCCCCGGCAGCAUGCUGGGUUACUGCCAGAGUCUCUUAUUUGGGCAUAUAUUGUGCAGCUCAGCUCUGCGUUGAGGACUAUUCAUACAGCAGGAUUAGCAUGUCGAGUUAUGGAUCCAACAAAGAUUCUAGUAACAGGCAAAACAAGGUUACGAGUGAAUUGCGUUGGAGUCUUUGAUGUUUUAACAUUCGAUAACAGUCAGAAUAAUCCACUGGCACUAAUGGCUCAGUUUCAGCAAGCAGAUCUGAUCUCACUAGGAAAAGUUGUGUUGGCGUUGGCUUGCAAUUCUUUGUCAGGAAUUCAGAGAGAAAAUUUGCAGAAAGCUAUGGAACUGGUGACAAUCAACUAUUCCUCUGAUCUGAAGAAUCUGAUUUUGUAUUUGCUGACUGACCAAAAUAGGCUUCGCAGUGUAAAUGAUAUCAUGCCUAUGAUUGGUGCACGAUUCUAUACUCAACUGGAUGCUGCUCAAAUGAGAAAUGAUGUUAUAGAGGAAGACCUUGCAAAGGAGGUGCAGAAUGGAAGGUUGUUUAGGCUUCUAGCAAAAUUGGGAACAAUCAAUGAGAGGCCAGAAUUUCAGAAAGACCCAACUUGGUCAGAAACUGGAGACCGAUAUCUACUGAAGCUCUUUCGGGAUCAUCUUUUCCAUCAGGUGACAGAAGCGGGCACUCCAUGGAUUGACCUCAGUCACAUUAUCUCAUGUCUUAACAAGUUAGAUGCUGGUGUGCCAGAAAAAAUAAGCCUCAUUUCCAGAGACGAGAAGAGUGUACUUGUGGUAACUUACAGCGAUUUAAAACGCUGCUUUGAAAAUACUUUUCAAGAACUAAUUGCAGCCGCAAAUGGUCAGUUGUAGUAUUUGCUGAAAGCAUGCAGGACAUUGCUGAGGAACUUAACCAAUAGCAAAUUGCACUACAGCUGAAUUGUUGUUGUCAUCUCAUUUCACAUUUGGGAAACAAACAGGAGAUGAGCAAAGCUGCUUGCACUUCAGUCAGGUACACUGUUACUUGAAGGGAAGAAUGUUUCAUUUAUCCUAGAGCUAUGGCUGCCAUCGGAGGCUUUAUCUGUGAAGAAUUUAUUUUAGAUUAAGGAACACAUCAGGUGCAUGAUGUUCCUGCUUUUAUUUUUUCCACUUGUAUAUGCACUAAUUUUAAUUUUUUUAAGACUUUUCUGAUCUCUGAUGUUUUGCCACAUUGUAUACUCAUUAAGGGAAACUUUGCAAGGACAUUUCUGGGAUACAUUUUUGUCACUGAGGAUAUUGCUCAAAAUUUAUUCAUUUUGAUAUUAUUUGCACCCAGAAUAGCAUAAAGGACCAGGGAAAUAAUUUCAUAGAAAUUGUGCUCUAUAAAUGAGAGUUUAGUUUGUAAUCUCCGUAAAAGUGUGUUGUAUGCGAGCUCUGUAUGCCACCCACUGUUAGUUAACAAACCAACCAGAAGAUGCACAUUUAAAAAAAAAAAGUAUCAGUGAAAUGACGUGUAUAAAAUCCCCUCUCAUUUAAGCCUUGUCUAAGCAACGUGACAAAAUAGCAACCUUUGAAACACCUAUAAUUUAAGGGGCAUAUCAAAUUUGCUCUAAACACAACCAGCGCCUUUAAAAACUGUAUGUUUUCCUGCUAGUCAGCUGCAUUUACAUUUAUGCAAUUUUUUUAACAGAAUUUUUUUUAAAGAAAUUGUGUUAAAUGCCUGAAGUUUCAGGAGUGUAUUACUUUAGGUUAUUUACAGUAUAAUUUUUGUAUAAAGUUCUGUUCUUUGAACCACAGCUUUAUUAUGGUACUCUACACUGGAUACAGAAACAAAGACACUGUUAAGAAGAUUAACUAAACACAGCAGUUGUCUGGCAUCAAGAGCUUUUGAAGUUUUACAACCUGAAUCUGGAGGGAUAAUGAUCUGCUGUGCCUUUGCAGUCACUGCUUAGCCCAAAGUAAUAUUACUUUUGAUAAUACUCAACACAUGAAUAUUCCUGAAGUAAUUCAGUCUGGAAUUUUCCUCCUCAGUUAACUUUCUAAUAUUUGGACAUGCAGUUGUGUCUCCAAACUUGGGUAUUCCUUGGAUUUAUAGUAAAAGAUAAACACCUACACUUUGAUAUUGAAGACUGCCAAAUAUGUAGGAAUUUCCUUUCGUAAAGCAGUAGUGAAGACUGUAUCUAUCCUUUCCCAGCACUGAAUAUUUUAAUAGCACUGGGUGCUCACCAUGAAGAAAAUGUGGAAACUCAAAAGGUCAGGACAGACUCUAAGCACUUGCAACUGAUGUUACUGACAUCAAUUUUAAUAAUUCUCAAUAUUUGUAGUUUUCAGAGAAGUUUUUAAUAUUUCUCUGUCCACUUUUAUAAGCUUUAAAAUGAUUCUCCGCCUUGAGACUUGCAUCAAGAAAAGCAACUCUCUUCACAUCGAAAGCUUUGAAGACUAGGGACGUGCUUUACAUAUUUUAGAAAAUGUGGUUGAGUCCGCAUUUGGUAGCAUCAGUUGUUGAGUUUAAAAGUCAAUUAUUGUUGCAUUUGAUCUGAAUGAAUUUUAAAAGGAACAUAAUGUUUAAUAUUCAAAGGGUAACAAUUGCCACAAUAUUGUUCUUUUUUUAUGUAAAAGGAACAGGAACUUUGAGAAGUGAACAUGCAAAACAGUCUUUUAUCAUUAGCUCAUGUAUUUGAGGAAGAGCAGCUGUCUUUUAUAUGUUUUUUGACAAAUCAUAUUGUAAUUCUUUUGUACAAAAAAGAAGUACUUGUAUUCUAGAAGAAAUAUGAAAUGCUUAAUUUAUAAGCGGGCUGAGGUUUUUUCCAGUAUUGUUUUCUUUGAAAAUGAAAGGGGAUCAUCUGUUCAGUUGUGGGGUUUGGGAACCUUUGGAAAAUUUAAUUUGUGGACCAAUAUUUUGUGAAAGUUAAGGCAGGGGUAAAAUAGGGCUUGAAUUCUCAUCCUUCCUAGACCAGCAAACCAUCCUCUGUGAGAUAAGUCUAGAAUGCAAACUUGCAUGUAUUUGCAUAACGUCAGUUUGUUUCAGCCCCUAGCAACCUCAGGACUUGGUUUAAAAAAAAAAAAAAAAAAGUAGACAGCUAAUAAGUUUUCAUAAGUAACUAAUGUCAGCCAGAAAACAUUUGGUGUAGGUAAUACAUAAAACAAAUAAUUGUUGAGCUUUGUUUUCUAUUUAUUUCAUUUGGUCCAUAUUUGGGAAUGAUUUGAACAGUCUGAAGUUCUGCUUGGGUGUUUUUUGGGGAGAGCCCUUCUACCGCAUUUUAAUUCCAUUAAGAAGGUUGUCCUAAAGUUAUCUCUUCCAUUCUGAAGAAGAGCUGUAUGUGUGUAUAUUUAAAUAAAAAAACAACAACAAAAAACACCCCACCCAAGACAUACCUUUCCAUGUGGGAAAUUAUUGUGAUCUUCCUAUCUUUACAGCUAAAAGCACAGAAAGGGCAACCUUUGAAAUCAUGUGAUGUUGGUCAUUUUAAUUUUUGUACCCGUUUUAAAUUCUGUCUAUGUAUUUACUACACUGUAAAAGUUUUGUUGGGGGUACCUAUGUAUUUUUUUUGUUGGUUUGUCCCGUUUCAGUAAUUCAGAUGUCAACAGCUUCCCCUAAAAAGCACCAGUAUGUUAAGUUCUGUCAUGAUCCCAAUAUAUGUUAUCCAUCUUUAAUCCUGUUUUCAUUCUUCAUGUGUACAGCAGUAUUUUUAAUAAAGAAUACCCGAAAUAA
Molecule: messenger RNA, 6919 nt
Organism: Dermochelys coriacea (leatherback sea turtle)
Lineage: Eukaryota; Metazoa; Chordata; Testudines; Dermochelyidae
Gene: PAN3
Product: poly(A) specific ribonuclease subunit PAN3
Exons: 19
Coding region: 1981-4101 (706 amino acids)
Biological process (GO): protein phosphorylation; nuclear-transcribed mRNA poly(A) tail shortening; mRNA processing
Cellular component (GO): PAN complex; P-body
Molecular function (GO): protein kinase activity; poly(A) binding; ATP binding
Source: RefSeq, a predicted model, not a curated record